Histoplasma mississippiense is the source of this 2268-nucleotide messenger RNA. RefSeq lists its product as hypothetical. The record is from RefSeq and is a predicted model, not a curated record. Lineage: Eukaryota; Fungi; Ascomycota; Eurotiomycetes; Onygenales; Ajellomycetaceae. Gene Ontology annotation, molecular function: actin binding. The coding region runs from base 1 to 2268 and encodes 755 amino acids. Gene Ontology annotation, biological process: vacuole fusion, non-autophagic; intracellular protein transport; endosomal transport. Gene Ontology annotation, cellular component: endosome; lysosomal membrane; HOPS complex. The transcript is spliced from 7 exons.
AUGGCUCCAACAAACCCUCUGGCUGACUGGGAGCGAGUGGGAGACCAAUUCUACCGAAAGGUCCGAAUAUACGAUGAUGUCUUUGACGAGGAGCUCGAGUUGGAAAAUUUCAUUGUUGCUGGAGCUCCGUAUGGAGGUGCUAUAGCUCUUUACCGCGAUGAAAGCAAACUCCAGAGAUAUAGGGAUGCAGAGACAGCAAAAUCAUCUAUUGAUAUUUAUUCCUGCUCUGGCAAACGAAUCAGUCAAAUUAAUUGGGAACAUGGGUCAAUCCGAGGCUUGGGCUGGUCGGACGAUGAGAAGCUACUUGUAGUAACCCAAGAUGGUACCGUGCGAUGUUACUAUGGUCUACAUGCGGACUUUGUGCCGUUUUCUCUAGGAACUGUGGCAGAAGAACACGGAGUGAAAUCCUGCCGUUUUUGGUCGGACGGCUUCGUUGCUCUCUUGAAUAACAAUCAAUUCAUUGCUGUCUCCCGCUAUGAUGAGCCACGACCUAAAUUGCUCGCAUCAACCCCUGAAGGGGAAAUUUCCUCAUGGUCAUUGAUUCCUCCCAAUUACACGCUCUCGCGUUCAGUCGAGGUUCUCCUUGCGGUGGAUCAGACGAUCUACGUUGUAGACGCAACAGAUGCUGAGGACCGUAUGUUGCAAAACGGCCCCUUUAAACAUGUCAGUGUAUCCCCCAAUGGGCGAUUUGUUGCCUUGUAUACUUGCGAUGGCAAAGUCUGGGUUAUAAGUAGCGACUUCCAAAACAAGCUCAGUGAAUAUCACUCUGGGGCGAGAACGCCCCCAAACAACGUGGUGUGGUGUGGCAAUGAUUCUGUUGUGCUCUCUUGGGAGGAUGAAGUCCACAUGGUCGGCCCUAACGGCGCUGCAGUGAGGUAUUUCUACGAUGGCCGUGUCCAUGUAAUUCCAGAUUUUGACGGCGUGAGAUUGCUCACUAAUGACGCGUGUGAAUUUCUUCACAAGGUUCCGGAUGUUACGGAAGAAGUGUUCAAGUUAGGUUCAACGUCUCCUGCCUCAAUUCUCCUCGAUUCAGUUGGCCUACUUGAAAGGAAAUCCCCGAAGGCCGACGAGAACAUUCAGCACAUCCGCACUAAGCUUCUCGAAGCAGUCGAUACCUGUGUAAAGGCAGCGGGCCACGAAUUUAAUACCCAUUGGCAAAAGCAACUCCUUAAAGCGGCAUCGUUCGGAAAGUCAGUAAUUGAUCUUUAUAAUAGUGAUGACUUUGUCGAUAUGUGCGAGCGUCUACGUGUGCUCAAUGCCGUCCGUGACUACCGGAUCGGUAUCCCUAUCUCAUAUGAACAAUAUCUCCGCCUGACCCCGGACAAGUUGAUUGAUCGACUGAUCCACCGCCACGAAUAUCUUCUUGCAAUCCGCGUUUCCGAAUAUCUCCGCCUCCCAACAGAUAAAAUCUAUGUCCACUGGGCCAGCCAAAAGGUCAAGACUUCCACGGAAGAUGAUGAUACUAUUUGCCAUUUGGUGGCAGAGAAACUUCAGGGGAAGCGAGGAAUAUCAUUUGAAUCAAUAGCACAAUCAGCCUAUGACGAAGGUCGAGGACAUUUGGCCACCCAACUACUUAAUUUCGAGCCACGUGCGGGAAGGCAGGUGCCUCUGUUCUUGAAGAUGGAAGAAGAUAAUCUCGCCUUGGACAAGGCCUUAGAAAGUGGCGAUACGGAUCUAAUAUAUUUUGUCCUGUUACAGCUCAAACGGAAACUUCCACUCGCAAGCUUUUUCCGGACCAUCAAUUCUCGCCCAGUUGCAUCCGCGCUCGUGGAGACAUCUGCAAGAUCUCAAGAUGUGGAAUUACUCAAAGACUUGUAUUAUCAGGAUGAUCGCCCAGUCGAUGGGUCUAAUCUACUUUUGAGAGAUGCAAUCGCUCAAUCUGACCCACAAGCUAUGGCAGAUAAACUACGAUUAGCGUCUAAAUUAUUGGUCGAUUCCAAGGAUGCGAGCGCGCAAUCGCAUCAGAAGUCAUUGACGGAAGCUGCGCAACUGUUGAAAAUCCAAGAUGGACUAGACAAGGAUAUUGGGGAUGGCAACAGUGAAUUUGUUGGCCUGAGUAUAAAUGAAACCAUGUACAGGCUAAUAAAAUUUGGGUAUGGGAAACGCGCCAACAAAAUCCAGAGUGAAUUCAAAGUACCAGAGAAGACGUUCUGGUGGGUGAAAUUGAGGGCCUUGGUAGCCAAACGAGAUUGGGGUGAGCUUGAGGAACUUGCCAAGCCCAAAAAGUCUCCAAUUGGAUGGGAGGUCACCCUAGCCAUUUUACAAUGA